CUAUUGGCCGAGCUCUGGCAUUUUCCCGCCCCCCCCUGCAUUGUUUUAUGAUGAUUAACUGAAAACCUAAUAGUUGUUUGUAAUCUGGUGUGACGCCACUAAUCCCAACGGUACAAAUGGUCAGAGGCCGCUCCGUCGCCCCACACUGAGCGCUGAGACUCCCCGGCAGAACCUCCACUCAGGUAAGGACCCCUCCACCCAUCUGAACCCCUUCUACCUGCGACCCCUUUCUUUAACUUAUUGAAUGGAUUGCCUUGUUAAGUGUCAUAGAAUAUUAAGAAAAGCGCUACAUAAAGUGUUAUUAUUGAAUUGAUUGGCCAUGUGAAUAGUCUUUGAAUGUCUAGAGUGCUUUUUAAAUACAAUGUUUUAUUGCUAUUAUUAGACGAGGGAUAACAAGGUGUAGUUAAUUAGCAAAUUAAUUGGUCUUAGUUUUAUUAUGCACUCAUUAGUAAGUGUGUUUUUGGAAAACAUUUACUACGUCCAUCUGGGAAUUAGGUGUGCCCCUGAGUGUGAUAUGUUUGCAUCAUUUAGUGGUUCAAAACACACACUAGUAUAGUAGAAUAUUUCAUUUGAGUUUAGAAUAUGAAGUCGAGUAUAAUUGUCAAUUAUUCCCACUGGGGAUAUGGCACACAAUCGUGAAAGUUGUGUCGCGUAACCAUCGGAUAAUUUCAAUGAUUUACUCUCCAAUCUGCUACUGUACUAUGGUAUUGUAUUUUAAUUUAACCUCUCCUGACCUACACCUACAAUCCAAUAUAAAUUAAAGGAGAAUAUACUUGUUCUGUGUUAUUAAAGAAGGAUGAAACACCAGUUAUGGUUAGUCUUUAGAAUGUAAAACUAUUUAGAUGAUAAAUGGUCAAAGGUUGAUUAUGAAAAUCACACUUUAAAAUCACUCAACAAAUCACCUGCUGAAUGAGAAAUGACUAAAUAUAGCCCAGGGAUCAGAAGUGCGGCAGAGGAUGAGGAGAGAUUAUUUUCGUACAAUAGGGGAAGUGUUUCUCACCAUGCAAGCCUGAUUUAAUGUGCAUCACCAAAUCCCUCUUUGUUUGCUCCAGAGCAUAGAAAAGCUGAUUUCAAGUUCCAGAAGACAUGGCUGUCGUUGUAAGUACAUUCCUUCAUACCCUAACGACUCACUGAGAUUCCAUCACGUGUUGUUGCAUCAAUCCAAUGAUAGACUCGUCAAGGUUGAAAUUAAGGUUAAGUUUCCAUGUGUUUUUCCUAUCAUGUACACACAUGGUCUAUAACCAUGUGUGUACAUGGUUAUAGACCAUGUCUAUAAUGUAAACACAGUUUAUAAGUCUAAUGAAAACCCAUUACACCAAUCUAGGCACAUUUGGGUAGAGGUGGUAUUUAAAGAGAAAGUAGGGUUGAUAGUUGAACUAUUGGUUAAGACGAGCAAAUGCCAUUAGUGUUAGCACUGAGAUGUUGAGUACUAGCUUUGAAUGCUAAUCUUGCCCACAGCAGGUUUAGUUUUGGUCUUUCUGAUGUCUUUACAGGCUUUACUCCAUCAUGUGAGAGCGAUUAGGAUGGUGAAACAGAGGCCUAUUGAUAAGAAGGCUGUGUGCUGCAUCUGGCCUCACUCUGGAUUUAUUUUGGAAUGUCAGAAUCUAGUUUAUAUUUACUGUGCUCCAAGAUUUAAGACGAGAACCCUGACAUCUAAAUCUUGAGCUUAGUAUAAUUAGUAUCACCAUUCAUCACCUCAGAGCCUACUAUCUAAAGAACUUUGUCUAAUGUUUGUAAAAUAUAGUCUAGGCCAAGGAGUCCUCCCAUGCAUGAAAUUAUCUUCUUUAUAGCAUAACAAAUGACAUGGCUGAACCGGUGCUCCAUGAGCGGUGGCAUCUGGCUAAGACGGGUCAUGUCUGGGUUUCAGAGCGGAACCUUCCGGAUGGUGUCGGAGGAGGAGCAGGCUCUCAGGGCCAAGCUGGAGCACCUCUCUGUGAAGGACCACGGGCCGGUGUUCGGCCCCUGUGCUAAGCUACCCGACCACACCGUUCAGAAGGCCAAGGAUGAGCUGAAUGAGACCGAGGAGAAGCGGGUUGCCGCGGUGAAGGAGUUGCGGGGCAUAAUGAAGGAGAAGGCGGAGGGGGGGGACGACCUGGUCAAGGCCGUGCAGGAGGCGUUCGGGGAGAAGCCCGAUGGAAUGCUGGUGCGCUUCAUCCGCGCCAGGAAGUACGACGUCAACCGGGCGUACGAGCUCAUGAAGGGGUAUGUGCGUUUCAGGAGGGACUACCCGGAGCUGUUUGAGAACCUGACCCCAGAGGCUGUCCGCAGCACCAUCGAGGCUGGAUACCCGGGCAUCCUCCCCAGCAGAGACAAGUACGGCCGCGUGGUGCUGCUGUUCAACAUCGAGAACUGGGACUACGAGGAGAUCACUUUUGAUGAGAUCCUUCGUGCCUACUGCGUGAUCCUGGAGAAGCUGUUGGAGAACGAGGAGACGCAGAUCAACGGCCUCUGUAUCAUCGAGAACUUUAAGGGCUUCACCGUGCAGCAGGCCUCCGGGAUCAAGCCCACAGAGCUGAAGAAGAUGGUGGACAUGCUGCAGGACUCUUUCCCGGCCCGUUUCAAAGCGGUCCAUUUCAUCCACCAGCCCUGGUACUUCACCACCACCUACAACGUGGUCAAGCCCCUGAUGAAGGGCAAGCUGCUGGAGAGAGUCUUUGUCCACGGAGAUGAGCUGGACACCUACUAUAAGGAGUUUGAGGAGGACAUCCUCCCUUCUGAUUUUGACGGGAAAGCUUCCAAAUACAAUGGAAAAGAAACAGCUGCCAAACUGUUUGACUAGGAAUCCCUUCCUCCUUGUGUAUACAAAUCUGGGAGCUAUUCUAGGCUCCAACCCUGUAACUCAACAUCUAUAGCUGUGUGGUUGCAUAUAAACAUUGGGAAAGAUGUUGUAUCCAACGUAGUAUUACUAAUGGGUUAAAUAUGAUGCUUUGAUUAAAAAAGCUGACAUACUACUUUACUUAGCAUCUUAUUUGCUAUGUGCAGUUCUUCGGACAAUUAGUAACAUAUACAAAUAUAAAUGAAAUGGAUCUGAUAUAAUCUAGCCUUCCCCAUCUGAUACACCUCACCCACACAGCUUGUUCAGUAAACUGGCUGGCCCAAGCUUCCAAGAGAAUAAUCAAACAAUGAAUUUAAAAGUUUACCGGAUGCACCUGUGAACCCGGUGCACAGAUUUGCACCAUUUUGUGAAAGAAUAAUAAACUGUAUAUAAAUGUUACAUAAAUGUCCUUGUUUAUUUAUAUACUACUAAAUUUGAAUAUGAGGUGUUAUCUGCAUAUUUCGUAUGCACGGAUAGGUAAAGUGAGCAUGAAUUCAAAGAAAUCAACAGAUGUACAUACAAUUUGUUUUAUUAAGCAAAAGGUCCUUCAAAGUGAACGGAUUACCAGUCACACAAAUAGACUGAGAAUAUACUGGCAUGUAAUAAUCAUCUCAAUAACGUAGCAGUUAAGCCAUUGGGGAGGUAGUACAGUGCAGAUAAAGGCUUCUUAUCAAAAGCCUACAUUUUGAAACUAUAGGCUGCCCGUCUCACACAUUAUACAAUAGCUCCACAUGAGUUUGUAGCAAGCUCAUGAUGACUAUACUUUUUGCAUUUUGCAAGCAGGCUCGAGCGAAGGAGGUAGAUCAAAAUAAAAGCAAUAGAGGCGUAGUGUCUCCAUUUGU
This is a messenger RNA of Gadus chalcogrammus (walleye pollock), 3657 nucleotides long. RefSeq names its product retinaldehyde binding protein 1b (gene rlbp1b). Gene Ontology annotation, cellular component: membrane. The record is from RefSeq and is a predicted model, not a curated record. Bases 1799 to 2779 code for a protein of 326 amino acids. Gene Ontology annotation, molecular function: phosphatidylinositol bisphosphate binding. Lineage: Eukaryota; Metazoa; Chordata; Actinopteri; Gadiformes; Gadidae. The transcript has 6 exons.